Molecule: messenger RNA, 513 nt
Organism: Alternaria infectoria
Lineage: Eukaryota; Fungi; Ascomycota; Dothideomycetes; Pleosporales; Pleosporaceae
Exons: 2
Coding region: 1-513 (170 amino acids)
Source: RefSeq, a predicted model, not a curated record
AUGGAUAACUGGGACGAUGGCAAUGACUGGAGGCUCGCCGCAAACGAUACCGAUUCGCUCGCUGCCCUACAAGAUCUCCGUGAGGAGCUUGACUGGUUGGCUGAGCAGCGAGACCAAUAUCUCCAGGAAUACAGUGCAUGGAUGCUUGAACAAGACGGAGAGGAAGAUGACGACGAGACGGAAUCGGAAGCAGAUGAAGUUGAGCUAGACGACAGCGAGGAGGAGGCGGAGAUGGAAGCCAAGGGCGUUGAGUUGAGCGAGGGCAACGCGCUGCUGGGAGGUGGGGACACUCAACUUCUUCCGAUCCGCGGACACCAAGCUCCCACGGCAAGCCUCGUAGUCAAUCGAGAGGACGAGCGUUCUGCCAUUCUUGCAGCGACCGCCUUCCUUUUCGAAUGCCAGUCGUACAUACCGGGGCAUAUGCAAGGUCAGUAUACCCAGGCGGUCCGGGAACUUCAGGAAGCUGCCAUGCGCAGCAUCAACAGCAUGUCUUCCACAGCUUCCGCAGCUUAG